Molecule: messenger RNA, 303 nt
Organism: Symsagittifera roscoffensis
Lineage: Eukaryota; Metazoa; Xenacoelomorpha; Acoela; Convolutidae
Product: L-xylulose reductase-like
Exons: 1
Coding region: 1-303 (100 amino acids)
Source: RefSeq, a predicted model, not a curated record
AUGUCUAAAGCAGCCCUCGACAUGUUCACGAAAUGUCUGGCUCUCGAACUGGCCACCUCUGGCGUAAGAGUUAACUCGGUCAACCCCGGAACUAUCAUCACUGAUAUUUUUCAAACAGCAGGAGUCAUGGGAGAGGAUCCGGAAAAGUUUUGGGAAAUGAACGCCGCCGUGCAUCCUUCGGGACGUUUGGGAACUGUGGAAGAGGUAGCUGAAGUCAUUGCAUUCUUGGCCAGUUCCAGAGCUAGUUUUAUGAGUGGGAAUAUCACGCCGAUCGACUCAGGGCGACACGUGGUUGCUCCGUAG